This is a messenger RNA of Tigriopus californicus, 6393 nucleotides long. RefSeq names its product myosin heavy chain, muscle-like. Gene Ontology annotation, molecular function: cytoskeletal motor activity; ATP binding; actin filament binding. Gene Ontology annotation, cellular component: myosin complex. The record is from RefSeq and is a predicted model, not a curated record. The transcript has 10 exons. Bases 149 to 6031 code for a protein of 1960 amino acids. NCBI's taxonomy places the organism in Eukaryota, Metazoa, Arthropoda, Copepoda, Harpacticoida, Harpacticidae.
AUGCGAGAUCAGUCUUGAUCCAUCUACUUUGUGAACAGGUUGGCUUUGAUUAUCUUUAUGAAUUCACUGCAUCAGCAAGUUACAUUCAAAUUCAAAGUUGGCUUGUCUUCGACUAUCCUAUUAUUGCAGUCCCUGCUAGGAUCCCAAGAUGCCAGGCACGAGAAUUGUACUCAAGGGUGAUGAGCCAGAUCCGGAUCCAGCCCCUUACCUGUUCCUGUCCGUGGAACAUAAGCGGAAGAAUGCGGAGAAGCCCUACGACCCCAAGCGAUCUUGCUGGGUGCCAGAUGCGGACACCAAGUUUACCGAGGGUCUCAUUGAGGAGACGAGUGGAGGCAAAGUCAAGGUCAAGAUUCUCAAGGACAAAUCGAUCAAGGAGUACAAACAGGAUCAAGUGACUCAGGUGAACCCUCCCAAGUUCGACAUGUGCGAGGACAUGUCGGGCCUCACCUAUCUCAAUGAUGCCUCGGUUCUCCACAACUUGAAAGUCCGCUAUGUUGAGAAGCUUAUUUACACUUACUCCGGCCUCUUCUGUAUCGCGGUGAACCCUUACCAAAGGUUCCCCAUCUACACUGGGCGAACCGUCGGUUUGUACCGACUCAAGCGACGGAAUGAGGUUCCUCCUCAUAUCUUUGCCAUUGCGGAAGGAUCGUACCACGCCAUGUCGCUCAAGUCCAAAAACCAGUCGAUCUUGAUCACUGGCGAGUCUGGUGCCGGCAAAACGGAAAACACCAAAAAGGUCAUCACGUACUUUGCUUUCGUGGGUUCCACUGGUACGGCUAAAGCCGACAAAAGCGGCAAGAAGAAGGCCUCUUUGGAGGAUCAGGUGGUCCAAACCAACCCAGUCAUGGAGGCCUAUGGUAAUGCCAAGACCGUUCGAAAUGACAAUUCGUCUCGAUUCGGAAAAUUCAUUCGUGUGUGGUUCAACAACCAAGGCAAGAUGGCUGGCGGAGACAUUGAGACCUAUCUGUUGGAAAAGUCCCGUGUCACGUACCAAUCUCCAGAUGAGCGAUCCUAUCACAUCUUCUACUUCCUCAUGACCCACAAAGUCGACUUGCAUGAAUCUUGCGGUCUCUCGGAUGACAUCUACGACUACCCUUUGAUGUCUAUGGGCAAGGUCAAAGUAGAGUCCAUUGAUGACGGCGAGGAGAUGAUGAUCAUGGACGAAGCAUUUGACAUCUUGGGUUUCACCCGGGAUGAGAAGUACAACGUGUACAAGGUCACCAGUAUGUGCAUGCUGCUCAGUAAGAUGGAGUUCGUUGGCCACGGAGAGGUGACCACGGCCAAAAAUGUCGAGGCUGGAACGGUUCUCAUGGACCUCUUCAAGUACUGCGACGCCCCGGACGAACUCUACGACCGUUUCUGCAACCCCAAGAUCAAGAUUGGCACGGAGUGGGUGAACAAGUCGCAGAACGUGACCACCGUCAAUGUAGCCGUGGGUUCGAUCAUUAAAAACAUCUUUGGUCGUCUCUUCCGAUACUUGGUCGACAUGUGUAACAACACUCUGAUCGAUCCCACCAUGAAGAAAGUCAACUUCAUUGGAGUAUUGGACAUUGCCGGUUUUGAAAUCUUUGAGUUCAAUACCUUGGAACAAUUGAUGAUCAACUUUGUCAACGAGAAGCUUCAGCAAUUCUUUAACCAUCACAUGUUUGUUUUGGAGCAAGAGGAGUACCUACGCGAGGGAAUCGAAUGGGUCUCCGUUGACUUUGGGAUGGAUUUGGCUGCUUGCAUUGACCUCUUUGAAAAACCCAUGGGGCUCUUGCCCAUCCUGGAGGAAGAGACCAUCUACCCAAAAGCCAGUGACAAGACCUUCGAAGAGAAGCUCAAAGCCAAUCACUUGGGCAAGCACAACAACUUCCAACGGCCUAAUUCAAAGACCGACAAGGAUGCUCACUUUGCCGUGGUUCAUUACGCCGGAACCGUGUCUUACAAUGUGACCGGUUGGUUGGACAAGAACAGAGAUCCGGUCAAUGACAGCGUGAUUGAUUUGUUCAAGAAGGCCAAAAACUGCACUUUGCUCAACGAGAUUUUUGCCGAUCAUCCUGGACAAACAAAGGAAGAGGACGACGCACCUCCAGCGGGUCAUCGUCGGGGCAAGAAACGGGUGGUAGUCAAGUCCAAGACGGCCGCCAAACAAGCCAAUUUCAAGACAGUUUGCUCGUACUUCAAGGAUCAAUUGAAUAACUUGAUCAACAUGCUCAUGACCACCGAGCCCAGUUUCAUCCGCUGUAUCGUUCCCAACAGUCAUAAGAAGGCGGGCAUGGUCGAUCCAUUCCUUGUCAUGCAUCAGCUGACAUGUAAUGGUGUAUUGGAGGGGAUCCGUAUCUGCCGAAAGGGUUUCCCCAAUCGGGUGGUCUAUGGGGAUUUCAGGCAACGCUAUGCCAUUCUGGCGCCCAAAGAAGCUCAUAAGGCCAUGAAGAUGGUCAAACGACCCGUAACCGAUGAGAAGAAGAAUGUGGCGGCCACUCACGCUGUCAUGGAAAAAAUUCAAAUGUCCACAGAGAAGUUUGGUUAUGGGCACACCAAAAUCUUCUUCAGAGCGGGCGUGCUUGGUCUCAUGGAGGAGAUUCGCGAUGACAAGGUCAACGAGCUGGUGGCCUACCUUCAGUCUUGGAUCCGAGGUUAUCAAGCUCGAAAGGCGUACAAAAAGCUUUGGGAUCACAAGCGAGGGCUGUACGUCUCCCAGAGAACCAUUCGAAGCUACAUGAUGGGCAAGAAAUGGCUCUGGUGGCAACUUUGGUUGGCUUUGAAGCCUCAAUUGAAGGCUGGUCGAUUCGAAGAGUUCAAACAAGAACUAGCUCAAAAGACCAAAUAUGCCUCCGAGCAUCUGGGUGACGUCAUUCGGCAGCGAGAGAUCGCCGAGAAGAAGAACACCGAGUUGGCCAAGGAGGUCGAUGAAAUGCGACAGUCGUUAUCUGGGGGAGCCAAUGCGAAGCAAGAUCUGAUCGACAAAAUUGCCAAGAUCGAAGAAACCAAGGCUGCUCUGAACAAGGAGUUGCUGACUGUCAACAAUCGAUUCAACGUUGAGCAAGAGAGCAUUGAUGGAUUGGCGCAAAUCAUGAGCAAACUCGAGUCCUCCCAAGGCAAUUUGGGCAAGGAAAUUGAGGAAUAUGAGAACAAACUUGCUAUCAUCGAGGAGGAAAAGAAGGAUCGAGACGAUCAGGUGAAGCAGUUGAAGGAAGAGAUUGCCCACCAAGAGGACAUGAUUGCCAAGCUCAACCGCGAGAAACGAGGCAUCAAUGACUCCAAACUCAAGGAUGAGGAACAAAUUCAAGCCUACGAGGACAAAUGCAAUCAUCUUGGCAAGCUCAAGUUGCGACUGGAGAAGCAAUUGGACGAGAUUGAGGAUAGCUGGGAAAGAGAAAAGAAGUACAAACAAGACAUCGAAAAACUGAAGCGUCAAGUCGAGGGCAACCUCAAACUGACUCAAGAAGCAGUGGGCGAUUUGGAGCGCAAUCGAAUGGAAAUUAGCCAGGCUCUCCAGCGGAAGGAGAAAGAGUUGGGAUCUUUGGCAGGGAAGAUUGAGGACGAGCAAACCCUUGGAAGCAAACUCAAUCAACAAAUCAAGGAGCUUCAAACCAGAAUCGAGGAGCUAGAUGAUGAAUUGGAGCAAGAGCGACAAGCUCGGGUUCGCGCCGACAAAGCUCGAGGCAACCUGCGUCACGAAUUGGAUGACUUGAAUGAGAAGCUAGAAGAGACUGGCAGUAACACCACAGCCCAAAUUGCUCUUAACUCUCGUCGUGAGGAGGAACUGAUGAAAUUGAAAAAGGAACUCGAGGAAUGCAACAUCAACCACGAAUCCACCUUGGCCAUGUUGCGUCAAAAGCACAACAGUGCCAUUGCCGACAUGGGAGAGCAGAUCGACAACUUGAACAAACAAAAGGCCAAGGCCGAAAAGGAGCGGAAUGCCACCGCCCAGGAAUUGGAGGAGAACAUCUCGAUGCUUCAACAAGACCGCCAGGAGAAGGGCGUUUCCGAAAAGAAUGGCAAGAUGAUUGCUAAUAACAUCAGUGAUAUGUCGGGUCGCCUUGAUGAGAUUCAAAGGGCCUUGCACGAAGCCGACAGCAGCAAGAGAAAGCUCGUGGUGGAGAACUGCGACCUACAGCAUCACAUGGAAGAGGCUGAACGGUUUGCCGCCCAAUUGAGCAAGGACAAGACGAGUUUGACCACGCAACUGGACGACUCCAAGCGUCUGGCUGAAGCCGAAACAAGGGAGCGGAUCAACCUAUUGGGAAAGAUGAAGAACCUGGAGCAUGACUUGGAGAUCAUGCGAGAUCAACUUGAGGAAGAGUACGAAGCCAAGCAAGAAAUCGAGCGCCAACUUUCCAAGGCCUUAGCUGACAUCAACUUGUGGAAGACCAGAUACGAAACCGACGGCUUGGCACGGACCGAGGAGAUCGAGAGAGACAAGGGCAAGGUCGCUGCUCGUUUGGCUGAGGCUGAGGAAACCAUCUCAGCCCUCCAGGAGAAGAUCGGGGUAUUGGAAAAGAGUAAAGUGAGACUCACGGGCGAGUUGGAGGACAUUUCUACCGACUAUGAACGGUUCAACACCAAUGCUGCCAUCUUGGAGAAGCGAGGCCGUAACUUUGACAAGGUGAUCACCGAAUGGAAGUGCAAAGGAGACGAUCUGCAAGGCGAGAUUGAGGCAAGCCAGUCCGAGUGCAGGAACUUCAGUUCCGAAUUCUUCCGAAUCAAGUCUGCAAAUGAGGAGCUCGUGGAGCAAUUGGACACAGUCAAGCGCGAGAACAAGAAUUUGGCUGAAGAGAUCAAGGACCUAUUGGAUCAGCUGGGAGAAGGUGGUCGAUCCAUUCACGAGUUGGACAAGUCCAGACGGCGUUUACAGGUUGAAAAGGAGGAACUCCAAGCGGCAUUGGAGGAAGCUGAAGCUGCUCUGGAGCAAGAGGAGAAUAAGGUCUUGAGAUCCCAAUUGGAGAUGUCCCAAGUUCGUCAGGAGAUUGACCGUCGCAUACAAGAGAAAGAGGAGGAGUUUGAUCAAUCAAAGAAGAACCACUUGAGGGCCAUGGACUCGAUGCAAGCCUCCCUAGAGGCCGAGACAAGAGCCAAGGAAGAGGCGUUGAGAAUAAAGAAGAAACUCGAAUCUGACAUCAACGAGAUGGAGAUCGCUUUGGAUCACGCCAAUAAGGCUCAUGCUGAGGCCAAGAAGGCCAUCAAACGAACGCACAACCAACUCUGCGAGGUAAGCCAGGCUAUCCAAAAUGAGCGAAAGGUGACUACCGAGGUCAAAGAACGUCUUGGAUUGACCGAGCGCAAGGCCAAUGCUCUGGCUGGAGAGAUGGAAGAGGCUUCAGCCCUCUUGGACGGCGCCAUUCGAAGCCAAAAGCAAGUGGAACUAGAGCUCCAGGACACACGUGAGCAAAAUAAUGAGAUGACCAACCUCAACAACUCUCUCACCAACACCAAGCGAAAGUUGGAAAGCGACAUCCAUCAAAUGCAUGCCGACCUGGACAAUCUCUUGACCAAUGCCAAGAACUCGGAAGAGAAGUCCAAAAAGGCCAUGGUGGAUGCUGGACGAUUGGCAGAUGAGCUCCGGGCUGAGCAGGAGCACUCCAAUGCUCAAGAGAGGGCAGUUAGAAUCACGGAAAAGAACCUCGGAGAUUUGGCCGCCAUGGCAGAUGAGGCCGCCCGUCAAGCCGCAUUUGCCGCUCAACAAAUGCCCGCCAAACUUGAAGCCAGGGUCCGAGAAUUGGAGUUUGAACUGGCCAAGACCACUCAGCUCUCGGCGGAAUCUCACAAACAAGCUACCAAAGGGGAGCGCAAGGUCAAGGAGCUCCAGUUCCAAUCCGAGGAGAACACGAAGAACCAAGAGCGCAUCACGGAAUUGGUUGACAAGCUCCAACAGAAGAUCAAAUCCUACAAGAAACAAAUUGAAGACGCGGAAGAGAUUGCAGCCAUCAACUUGGCCAAAUUCCGCAAAUCCCAACAAGAGCUCGAAGAGGCAGAUGAGCGCACUCGAAUGGCCGAGGAUGGCGUGACCAAAUUCCGCCAAUCUCGCGCUCCCUCUGUCUUCAACUAGAGUUGCCCAAGCUUCAGGAAACCGUAAUGUGUGAGUGAUGAAAUUCUAGCCUCUUAUAUUCCAAACACAUGUUCCUUAUUCACAUGAUUGGGCCUUAUACCCAAGCUGACAAUCCCUGGGCAACGCGCACUUUAUCGUUCUCAGUCGUCAAAAAAAAACACGUCAAAACAAUUUUCACCCGCCAAGACACCAGAGGGAACAAUCAAGAGCGACCCUGAUUUUCAACUCGGAGAUGACCACCAAUCAUGAAAAAUUUGAAAUCGUUUCCCAUCCCCAUAUAUCCCCAAUGACCACUUUUUCUCUGCCCUGUUCACUUGAACUUUCUUGUAAAUAGAAUUAUUCUGGCAAGCAUUCAAACACAA